AUGGUUCGAGCAACCAUACUUUAUCUGUUUACCAGCGAUCAGGCAGUGAAGCAAAUAAUCAAGGAGCUUGACAGCCAGCUUCAUUUUAUUAUUGAAGAUCUUGAUGAUACCCAUUUAUUUAUUGAAGCAGCCAAAGUAGAGCUGGUUCAAGAUCGCCUUGAAGAUAUUCUAGAGGUAUUUUCAUCUGAAGCCCAAAAUUGA
Molecule: messenger RNA, 201 nt
Organism: Batrachochytrium dendrobatidis JAM81
Lineage: Eukaryota; Fungi; Chytridiomycota; Chytridiomycetes; Rhizophydiales
Exons: 3
Coding region: 1-201 (66 amino acids)
Biological process (GO): nucleotide-excision repair, preincision complex assembly; nucleotide-excision repair; transcription initiation at RNA polymerase II promoter
Cellular component (GO): transcription factor TFIIH core complex; transcription factor TFIIH holo complex
Source: RefSeq, a predicted model, not a curated record